AUGGCCAAUAAUCAGACUGGCCAGAAUCAUAAACGUACAUAUUUGUACGUGUUGCGGCUACUUGGAUAUGCUGCUUCAAGUUAUAUCGUCAUUAGAGGGCUGGCAUCACUUGGUCUGCCUCCAUUCGCGUCAUUAUUUGCUGCUACCCGACGCAAAUUGUCAAUUGAGGAGGAAUAUGAGCGGCUAUUUAAAGGAGACUUUGAUUAUAUCGUACUUGGUGCUGGAUCAGCUGGCUGUGCUCUCGCAUCUCGCCUGUCGGAAGAUCCAAACUGCAAAGUGCUACUUCUUGAAGCUGGACCCGAUUCAAAAGACAUGUUGGCAGUCAAAGUACCAGGACUCUUUACAUCUCUGCUAGGAAAUUAUACAACAGAUUGGAAACUCGCUACAGUCCCACAAAAGGACACGUUUUCUCGAGUUCACAGCCUGGCUCGAGGAAAGCUAAUGGGUGGCUGUUCUGCUGUUAAUGCGACCGUUUGGGUCAGAGGUUCACCUGAGGACUUUGAAGAGCUUGAACGUGACUAUGGAAAUAAAGGAUGGGGAUGGGACAUUAUGAAGCGCAUUUACGAGAGAGUAGAAUCGGUGCAAAUCCCAAAAGAUCAUGUGGGCGGUGGUCGUGGAUACGACGGAGCAACGAAAAUCAGCCAUUCAACAAACAAUCGUCCGGCUGCCCUCCAUUUCAAAAUGGUUGAAUGUGCAAAUGAAGCUGGUAUUGGAUCAUCUCCAGAUGGUACCAGUGACACGAAACGUCAAGUGAGAUUAGAUCACAAGACGUUUGGUGUUGAUUACAACUCGGAAAACCAAUUUGGGUCAGGGAUCUUACAGUCGAAUGUUCACAACGGAGAACGACAGUCCACAGCACAUUCGUACAUCUAUCCAUACACCAAUCCCAAGUUGGCCAACUAUAGGCCGAAUCUUACUGUCUUCAGCGGCGUCCAUGUUCUCAAAGUACUCUUAGAACCAAAUCCAAAAACGGGCAAACUACGCGCUGACGGUGUUGUGGUCAAAAUCAGCAAAGACACGACCGGCACAGAGCGAAAAAUUCGUGCUCGGAAAGAUAUUAUUGCCAGUUUGGGAAGUAUUGGAUCGCCUCAACUCUUAAUGCUCAGUGGAAUUGGACCAAAAGAACACCUCAAAUCUGUUGGACUUCAAUGUUUGAAGGACCUUCCAGGUGUCGGUGAGAACUUGCAAGACCAUCUUUUCAGCUGGUUGCACGUCGAGAACUUGGACAAAACUGUCUACACGCCCCGUCGAACAAGUUUUCUGCUUUGGUCUCUACUCGAAUGGAGUUUAUUCCGAACUGGCAUGUUUGCUGGUAACGUCAUCCUUGAAAGCGGAUCCUUUUUCAAUACCAAGAAAUACGUUGAACGGCAAAAGAAAGUCAAGAGGACACGACCGCCGCCUCCGAAUAUACAGUUUCAUAUGGGAGGGUCAUUCCAAGGAGAUCCAAACUUUGUUGGCAUGUAUUCAUCGGCCGUGGUUGAACCGUUUGCUGGCUCUCCAAGCGGAUUUGAUGCUGAGAGGGCGAUGUCAGAGUCCAUGUACCUGUCGCGAGAUCAAAUGAGCAAAGUGCCAGAUUCAUCGACAAUCUGGGUCACAUUCAUCAAACCCCAGUCUCGUGGAACGGUCCGUCUCCGUUCUGCCAAUCCGUUCGAUAAACCAAUCAUCGAUCCCAAAUACGUCAACCAUCCAGACGACAUUGAGGACUUUGCCGAUGGAUUUGAAGACGCUCGUCGAGUAGUCGACAAAUUACAACAAAAAUACCCACUUACAUUUGGCCGUGAAGUUCACGACGCUUGGAUUGUGAACGAACUGCUACGUGUGCAUCCGGAAUGGAGUCGAGAGAAAGCGGCGGCUUCAAGAGAGUAUAUUAAGGCGUACAUUCGUUUGAGUUGCCAGAAUAUAUCACACCCUACAGGAACCUGCGCCAUGAAAGCUGAAGCUGCUGGUGGUGUCAUCGAUUCAAAGUGUCUGGUUUAUGGGACUGAGAACUUGAGGGUAGUUGAUGCAAGUGUGUUCGUCAACAUCCCGGCAGGCAACACCAACGCUCCAACUAUAGCUGUGGCUGAGCGAGCAGCAGAUAUUAUCAGGGGGAUUUAG
This is a messenger RNA of Synchytrium microbalum, 2097 nucleotides long. RefSeq lists its product as uncharacterized. The record is from RefSeq and is a predicted model, not a curated record. Gene Ontology annotation, molecular function: flavin adenine dinucleotide binding; oxidoreductase activity, acting on CH-OH group of donors. The transcript has 15 exons. NCBI's taxonomy places the organism in Eukaryota, Fungi, Chytridiomycota, Chytridiomycetes, Synchytriales, Synchytriaceae. The coding region runs from base 1 to 2097 and encodes 698 amino acids.